AUGAGAAUUCUCUGUGUAGCAGAAAAGAACGACGCUGCAAAAAAUAUUGCAGCUCAAUUGAGCAAUGGUUCAGCGCGGAAUGAAGCAGGGCCGAGCAAAUAUAACCGACUCUAUAAGUUUUACUCGAUGUUUGAGGGGCACCAGGCAGACUUUGUGAUGACUUCGGUAAGCGGGCACAUGCAAAACUACGAGUUUCCGAUCCAGUUCAAAAGCUGGAGCUCGACCCCGCCAGACGCUCUCUUUGACGCACCACUCGUAAAGAAUGUCACGAAAGACAUGGUGAAAGUAAAGCAAAAUCUUGAGCAACAGAGUCGAACACACUCGGUCCUCAUCAUCUGGACCGAUUGCGAUAGAGAAGGAGAGAACAUCGGUGCAGAGGUUCGAGACGUCUGUCUUCGAGCGAACAGAAAUCUUCGGGUCCUUCGAGCAAGGUUUUCUGAAAUCACUCAAACGGCCGUUCGGCGAGCGAUGGCUAAUCUUGUCCCGCUCAAUGUGCUCAUUGCAGAAGCAGUCGAUGCUAGACAAGAGCUGGAUCUGAGGAUCGGCGCUUCUUUCACCCGACUACAGUCUUUAUUCCUACAGAACCGAUUUCCAACUCUUGUAGACAGAUUGGUCAGCUUCGGGAGUUGUCAAUUUCCAACACUGGGCUUUGUCGUCGAAAGAUGGAGAGCAAUCGCGGAGUUUCAGCCAGAGAAGUUUUGGAAAAUCGAAGUGCAUCACAAUAGAGGCGGAAUGAACACAAUUUUCACCUGGUCUCGUGUUCGGCUCUUCUCAGAACGAGCUGCGGCGGCGAUUUUCGAAGAAAUCGAGGAAAGCGGAAGAGCCAAAGUCACGCAUUUAGAAUCCAAGCCGAAGUCAAAAUGGCGUCCCUUUCCACUAGAAACAGUGGAGCUCGAGAAGAAAGCGCGAAUGCUGGGAUUAACAGCGAAAGAUAUCAUGAAAAUCGCAGAGAAGCUUUACACUACUGGUUUCAUCUCGUACCCGCGUACUGAAACGAAUAUAUUUCCUAAGUCGCUGGACUUGAAGCCGAUGGUGGAGGCGCAACAGCGAGACCCGAGAUUUGGAGCCUUCGUGACGGAGAUUCUUCAAAAUGGGAUCGACCCGAGGAAUGGGAGGAAAACUGACGAAGCGCAUCCACCGAUUCAUCCGCUCAAAGAAGGAUCAGGAUUAGUUGGGGCCGAAGCGAAAGUAUACGAAUUCAUCGCCCGUCGAUUUCUCGCGUGUCUCUCUCGAGAUGCACAAGGCUUCGAGACCACGUGCAAGUUGGAAAUUGCCGAAGAAGAGUUCACCGCAAAAGGGUUGCUCAUUUCGGACCGAGGCUACUUGGAAGUUUAUCCUUACGACAAAUGGUCUGACAAGACUCUUCCCCAGUAUCAAUUUAAUGAGGAAUUUACUAUCACAAAUGCGGAAUUCAUCGAAAGUACGACUACUGCUCCACUGUUGCUUUCUGAACCUGAUUUGAUUGGUUUGAUGGACAAGUAUGGCAUUGGAACCGAUGCUACCCACGCUGAUCACAUUUCUACAAUUCAACAAAGAGGAUACAUAAAACUCACUCGCGAAAAACGAUUCGAACCGUCUCCCCUUGGAAUCGGCCUAGUUAGUGCUUAUGAAGAUCUAUCGAUUCCUCUCGCAAAUCACCUGCUACGAUCUGGACUGGAAAGGGACCUGGUGAAGAUUGAAAAUGGCGAGAAGCAGCGAGAUGCAGUUGUUCGAGCGCAGGUCAACGCAUAUCGAGAGGCGUAUAAAAAGGCGGAGGAGAAUUUGAAUCGAUUCGGUGCUGUUAUAGCGCAGAGCAUGGGCGUUGCGCGUCAAAAUGAUCGUCCUUUUGAACUGCCGAGAAAUCCAGCUGAUAAUUCAGUCGCCCGUUGUCCUCGAUGUCAGUUACCAAUGGUCGUAAAAACUAUUCCGAAUGGCAGCGUUUGUGUUUCAUGUACUGGCUAUCCAGAAUGCAGAACAAGCGGAUUCUUACCAAAUGGUGGUAGAAUGCUCGCUCGUUUGAGAGCAUGCAACUGCAGCGCUGGAUUUCAUGUCGUCAGAUGGAGCUUUGAGCCUGGAAGCGUGCCCAGCCACAUGACAGGAGAGUACGAAGGAUGCUUGGGAUGCGAUGAUACGCUCAAAGAAGUGAUAAGAAUUUCAAUAAGAGAAGGGGACGCAGCUAGGAACAAUCGACGUGGAGGAGGACCACCACCAGGCCCUGGACCAGGACGUGGGGGAGGAAAUCAACGAGGAAGAAAGCGAAAAUCCGACCAUGACUCAGGUCCAGGCGGUUCUGGAGGAGCAGCCGUAAAUUGCGGCUGCAACAAGCCAGCAAAAAAACUAACGACGCGAAAAGAUGGUCCGAAUAAAGAUCGCGACUUCUAUGUCUGCAGCGAUUUCCCAAAAGUAUGUAACUACUUCCAGUGGGCCGAUGAAGUCCAGCCAGGCAGUGGUGGUGGAGAUGGUUCGAGAAAUCCGCCAAAAAAGACGAAUAAUCCUCGAAAUAAUCCCGGCCCAAGCUCUUCUACUGCAACUGCGGCCAAUGUUCAAUGCGAAUGCGGAAAAAACGCCAUUUCACUGACAGUAAGAAAAGAUGGUCCUAAUCAGGGAAGGCCAUUUUUCAAAUGCCCCGACAGCGAGUGUAACUUCUUUCAAUGGGGCGACGAGAUGAACCAAACAUCUUCGAACUUCAACAGCAGCAGUUCUCGUGGCAGAGGUGGCGGUCGUGGUGGAGGAGCCAGUCGAGGCGGAGGCCGUGGAGGAACGAGAAAACCACCCACUUGUGGCCAUUGCGGCCAAAGUGGCCACACUCGAAGAGGAAAAUUCGAUGAAAUUACUGAUCAAACUGAAGACGAGCAAAUUGCUAUUGCGAUUGCUGCAUCGAUGAAAUCUACGAGCAAAAAGCCCCGCCGAGCAGCGGAAAAAGAGGCCGAGAGUUUGAAAGAGUUCGAAGAGCCAGAAAUGAACUCUGACUUUGAAUCAGUGAGUGAAGGCGAGGACGAGUCUGAUGAGGAGAAGUCGUGUGGCCAUGACCCUGAACUCGCCGCUCAGGGAACAGAUGAACACCAAAAAGUGACCGAUGAGUCCAGCCGAACUUCCGCAGUUUCAAUUUGUUUCCAAAUUCGCUCUCCAGAGAAUAAACGCACCAUGAUCAAAAUGCUCGAGACAGCAGAUGCAAGUAGCCUGAGAAUGACGUUGUUGAACAUGGGCUACUGCCAGACCGAGUACGAGCUGAUCAGAGCGUAUCCAAAGGAAGUGAUGGACCUUUCAGAAGGACGAAGCCUCCAAGACUUGAAAAUCGUCAACCAAGAUUCUUUUCUGAUUCAGAAGAAAAACUAA
Oikopleura dioica is the source of this 3315-nucleotide messenger RNA. The record is from the annotation of a GenBank genome assembly. Lineage: Eukaryota; Metazoa; Chordata; Appendicularia; Copelata; Oikopleuridae.